This is a messenger RNA of Nothobranchius furzeri (turquoise killifish), 1936 nucleotides long. It is a transcript of the gene sigmar1, whose product is annotated as sigma non-opioid intracellular receptor 1. The record is from RefSeq and is a predicted model, not a curated record. Gene Ontology annotation, cellular component: endoplasmic reticulum. Lineage: Eukaryota; Metazoa; Chordata; Actinopteri; Cyprinodontiformes; Nothobranchiidae.
CUCAUGACCACGUGACCAGAAACAUCUCCUAGUUUAGCAACCUGCUUCUGUUCUGCCUCGUUUAAUUCAUGUAGCUAAACUUGCUGCUAGGUGUUCGUUUGUCUGUAGCCAUGUCGUUUGUCAGAGCGAUUUUAAGACUAUUUGCAGUCGCCACAGUCGCCGUCCUGGUCGUGCUGUUGCUACGGUACUGGAUGGCCACCAAGACGUAUGUUUUCAACAAAGAAGACAUCGCCAAGUUGGCGAAGCAAUACGCGGGGCAAGACCAUGAGCAGGCGUUCUCCAAAGUGGUAUUGGAGCUCAGAAAGAGGUAUCCAGGCCACAUUCUGCCUGAUGAAGACUUGCAGUGGGUGUUUGUGAAUGCUGGAGGAUGGAUGGGCUCCAUGUGUCUCCUCCAUGCCUCGCUCACUGAGUAUUUACUACUGUUUGGUACUGCUGUGGACACAGGAGGACACUCAGGUCGAUAUUGGGCUGAAAUAUCUGACACUAUCAUCUCCGGCACAUUCCGGCAGUGGAAGGAGGGGACUACUAAGAGUGAAAUCUACUAUCCAGGUGACUUCAUUGUUCAUGAAGUGGGAGAAGCUACAUCAGUCCAGUGGAGCGCUGGGACUUGGAUGGUGGAGUACGGAAGAGGUUUCAUUCCCUCGACUCUUGGCUUUGCUCUUGCAGACACUCUGUUCAGCACCCAGGACUUUGUCACCAUGUUCCACACCAUACAUAUUUACACAAAGGCUCUGCUGCUCGAGGCCGCUACGCUCCUCACAGAGGCUGGAGUUUUCUGAAGGCUGGUGGAGGACCAGAGGCUCGCACAUGGACUCAAAAGCUCCUCCUCGACUAAAAUCUGGAACGAGGAGACACUCCACCUGUAGUUCAGACAAUCAUAUUAGCAGCUAAUGUUGUCCUCAUUAAAAAUCUGUCCUCUGUAAAGGAGGAACACAGUUCUUGUCUCAACAGGAGCGGUGAGAAUUCAAACAGGUUUAUCUAAUUUAUCCAAAUCACAGACGUCCAACUUUUCAUUCAGGUUCAAAACCCCAGAGGUUAGCAAUGAGACUGUGCACUUUACUUUGCUCAGUAAGUAUUCUGAGGGCUUAGACUGCCUCCAUAGUCACCAAGGUCUUCAAUGUAUUUAAAAAAAUAAUACACCUGAUAUUAGAAUCUGGCUUAAAAUAAAUACCCUAGGCCUUACAGCUUCUGUGGUCAGUGUGAGAUUAUUCUGAGAAUAACUUGGUUUAUGCAACCAAAGGUGGAAACAUGUUAGUUUUCAGCAACUUUCACAAGAAAAUGCAAUGCAAAUGCUGUAAACAUUGAUUUAAUAAAAAAAAUUAUGCAUUUGAAAUGCAGAAAUCGUUAUCUAAAUGACUUGUUUAGAUGCAUGUGGAUUCUCUGUAACUGAGAAUCUUGUAGAAACUGCCAUCAGAAUCUGUCUUUAGCCGUCUUAAUAUCAGAAACCAAACCAGCAAACUGAAGUAAAGCAAAAGUUUUUACUCUGACAGCAGAUUUUAGUAUUUGGUUUUACUUCCUUCUAUCCAUUGAUCUUUUUUUGAUUAAGGCAAGUUUUGAGUUCAGAAGAGUGUAUGGUGAAAUAUCAUUUUCCUUCAGGUACUGUUGGUAAAUAAACUUUAUACAACACCCCUCAAAAUAAAAACCUCAAGGUGCUUCACGAUAAAAAUAUAGGCAAACAACACAAAACGUGUAUCUUUCUUUGAAACUGUUGGUACAGGUCCAGUACAUAAUGACACUAUCCUAAAAGAUCUCAAAGAAAUGUCUAAAAGUGUUUGGGCAGAAAAUAAAACUAUGUUCACUUCUAAAUAUUUAGCAAAAAUGAAAUGCACUUUUGUUGUCUUGAUCGUAGAAGGCCUCUAACAAAACUGCCUUACUGUGAGAACCAUUAUUUGGACAACCUGUGCCAGAUAGAAUAAAAUAUUUUGCACUAAUGCAA